UUGAAUUUAAUCAUGUCUUCACAAUCUUUCUACCUUUUGGGGGAGUCCCCAAGCUCUGCACGAACUAUUCAGUACGACCCAAAUGCCAGCCUUGAGGAUCUGCGGGACUUGAUUGCAUCCCAUUUUGCAAUUGUCGUGGCGAGUGGCAUCGGUUUCCAAAGCGAAUCUGUGAAUUUGUAUGAAGUAUCAGAUGUCAAGGCUGCGACCGGCCCGAUUGCUAUCACUGUAGACGGUCAUUCCAUCCGGGACGCACCUGGACCAUCAGGACUACCGUACGUGGGCAGCUUCUUCGAAGUUUUCCCCGACCAUCUCGGUAACCACCAACGUCUUUUUGAGCGCUACGGCCCAGUGUUCAAAACCACCAACCUUGGUCGCACAUUGUAUCACACAAACGACCCAGAUGUCGCUGCCAUUGCAUUUGCGGAAUCGGACUUCUUCACCAAGAAGAUCAACGAGGCUCAUCCACUUUUCGGCAUCAAGAACAAAGAUGCAGGCGUCUUCCUAGGCGACACUGACACCGAGCAAUGGAAGAUCACACACAAGUUUCUGCCCCCGGCUCUAGGACCAAAGGCCGUGCGACACUACGCUCCAACAAUGCAAAAGACCAUUGAGAAAGCUUACGAGGUAUUCGACAGCUUGGACGAGCAAGGCGAGGCUUGGAAUGUUUAUCCUUAUAUGUUGAAGCUUGGAUCUGAGGCAGUUGCGAAAUUGACCUUAGGGAUGGAAUUAAAUCACUUCUCCGCAGUCGACGCACCGUUACACGAGAUGGUCAUGCUCAUUGCACACUCGCUUGAGCUUAACAAGAAGAUCACCUCGAAAGGAAACUGGUACGCCAGUCUGCCCUUCGGAGACCCUAAGGCGUUGAAGGAUCUUCAAAAACGGAUGGAAGUUCUCGUUAUGGACGCCAUCGCGAAGGCCGCAAGCGGCGGCGCUGGCGACUUGCCUCUUCAAGAUGCCGCUCUUGAGGCGAAGAACAUGACCGAUUACGCCCUCCGUGCCACGGACAACAAGGGCAACAAGAUCCCACCCCAGAGUUUCGCCCCCGCCCUCGUCGUCGCCACAGGCGCUGGCUUCACAACGACCUCGUCCCUCCUCUCCUGGCUCCUCUACGGCCUCUCCGUUUACCCUGGCGUCCAAGAAAAGCUCCUCCAAGAACUCGUCGAUAACGACUUCACCGACGAAACCCAACUAACCGCCGACUUCACCGACCGCCUCACCUACCUCGACUUCUUCAUCAAGGAGACCCAACGCCGUCACAACCCUUCUUUCCAGCCCGGCCGCACCGCAAAAGUCGACCUCAUCCUCCCAGGCGGCUACCGCAUGCCCAAGGACUCCGUCAUCAUCCCUGCUCUCCACCACAUUCACAACAACCCGCAGUUCUGGGAUAACCCCGCCAAAUUCGACCCGGAGCGCUGGGGCACCCCCGAAGUUAAGAACAGGCAUAAGUCGAGUUAUAUCCCGUUUGCCGCGGGGCCUAGAAUGUGCAUUGGGUUCAACUUUGCGCUGCAGGAGGUCAAGAUUUUCUUGCCCAAGUUGCUGUGGCGGUACAAGUUUAUGAAGGAUGGCGAGGAUGCGGUGGAUUAUGAUCCCAUGUUUCAGCUUAUCAGGCCGACCAACUUUUAUGUCAGGGCGGUUAGGAGAGCGAAGUGGCCGCCCAAGACGGAGGUUGAGGCUUAG
This is a messenger RNA of Periconia digitata, 1677 nucleotides long. The record is from the annotation of a GenBank genome assembly. Lineage: Eukaryota; Fungi; Ascomycota; Dothideomycetes; Pleosporales; Periconiaceae.